AUGGCGCAACAUUUCUUCCCCCAUGGCUCAUCCCACGCCAGCUUUCAGGACCCCCAGAUGCCUCAAUACAGCCAGCCCAAUUCAUAUCCUGCGUUUCCUCUAUUGCUCGGCUCCGGUCAAGUCCCUGAUACGCUACUAUAUUGGAACGACAACAAUUUGCAGACUGGGGUAGCUCCUAUUCCUCGUCCGACAUUUCCCUCGCUACAGCAACAACAUCUUCGAACACAGCUCCAACACCAACAACAGCCCCAGUCACAACCACAGCUGCAACCGCAAUUACAACAGCAGCAGCAACAAUUCGCUGCGGAGCAACGCAAGCAUAAACGGACACGGAGUGGAUGUCUCACAUGUCGAAGUCGGCGGGUCAAGUGCGAUGAAGGUCGUCCGGUAUGCGACAGAUGCAAAAAGGGAAAUAGACCCUGUGAAUACGCUCAGCCCAACGCAAAGUCAACAAGCAAUCGCAGGUCAGCACGAAGACAUCCGUCACAUGAAAGUAUAUCGUCGGAUGAAGACAAUGUAGAACAAAGUGGAAGUCUGGAUGUGAUUCCAGAUGAGGAUGAGACGGCCGAGUUUCCUAGUAGCCUGCCUUCGAUGAGGAUGGCAUCUGAUACAGGGUCGGCCAAGAGAAUCAGAGCGCAUUCACCAAGCAGUAACCGUACUGGACCAAGUAAUCUCUCCGAAACCUCUUCUGCCAGCAAAUCGAAAUCUCUAUCACCGGCCUCGGAUUGGGUUUCGUCCUCUCAAUCGUCGGCUUCUUCUGCGACUUACCAACAGCAACGGGGUCGAUUCCUGCAACGACCGGCGCGCAAUCUACCAGAUAUUUUCAAGAUCAAAAGGCUAAAGGAACAUGUUAAAUUCUUCUUGACCUAUCACCAGGAAAGGAUCAACCACCACCAUUAUUUUAUGAAUCUCGCAAGCGACUUGUUUUUCAGAGGGACACUAAUAGACAUGGCUCUUGAGUACGAACCGUUGUUGUAUGCAGUGGUGGGCUUUGCUGCGUAUCACCAUACCUUGGAACAACCUCAGGGGAAGCUCAAUGACUUUUUGAAAUACUACAACCAAUCAAUUCAAUUGCUUCGGAAGUCUCUUGCGUCUGGAGAAAAGCACAGCGAAGCUACGUUAGCUACCAUCCUGCAACUGUCAACAUUUGAGGAAACGAUUGGAGAUUUCGUGAACCUUGUUGAUCAUCAUCAAGCGGCCGAUCAACUGAUGCACGAACUACUUACUCCACAGACAAUUACAGAAAAAGAAGUACAUCGAUACCUGUUUGUUUGGCAUUCCCGCUUCGACCUUGUUGCUUGCAUUCUCGCCUCGAAUGAAGCCAUCUUGGAACGCGAGUGGUACACUUCGAUAGAGAAACACGAUACUGCUCUGGCGGCGCGAAAUCUGGACGACCCCAUCAUGCAACUAAAUGCGAUGACAUCACGGGUGCGACUCUUCGCCAUGGAUUAUGCAUCUCUUUUCGCCAAAUUUGCGAACGGAGUCAUCAAUCUUGAACAAUUUCAAACAGGCUACGACUACCUCAAUGAACUCAUCGACGACCUUCAUCAAUCCCUAAAAGCAUACGACGACUGCGAAGAGAUCACCAUGCCAGGCCCUGCUGUCCCAUUACAAGGGCCCGAAGAUAUCCUAGACACUGACAUGACGUGUCGUUUCUACCGCGACUCGAAAUAUUUCAUGAACUUCCUGUGGCCGGACGUACUCGCCACAGUACUCAUGUUCAAAUAUCAGUCUCAUCUGAUGACUGGCCGCCCCGACGGAGUCGAAUUACAGAAUAUCGCACUACGCAUCUGCCACCAUGCCGAAGCCAUUGCGCGAUGGCCCGAAAUGGAAGUUGGCACAGCUAUAGCAGGGCAUAAUUGGCUGAUUCUGAUGACCCUGUUUCUACCACGGGACAAAAAGCACAUGCAAUGGAAUAGACGAAUGUUCGCCCGGAUGGAAAUGAGCGGAUACGUGUACGCCCCCCGUGCGCGCCGCGCUCUGGCAGAACUAUGGAACGACCCCAGUGUCGAGGAAUGGUGGGAUCCAGCCGACGAAGAAGGCUGUCCCAGCAUCAUCAAGGAAAUACGCAAAUUAACAGAAGAGCGAACAACGAGUCCGCGCGAUCAUCUGCGCGAAGAAAUGAGAGAUCUCAAGUCGUUGUUUUCGGGUUUGAGUGUGAGUCAGGGGGCAUCUCCUGAAUCGCUACCUAAUACGUUGUAG
Molecule: messenger RNA, 2202 nt
Organism: Talaromyces amestolkiae
Lineage: Eukaryota; Fungi; Ascomycota; Eurotiomycetes; Eurotiales; Trichocomaceae
Exons: 5
Coding region: 1-2202 (733 amino acids)
Biological process (GO): positive regulation of transcription by RNA polymerase II
Cellular component (GO): nucleus
Molecular function (GO): transcription cis-regulatory region binding; zinc ion binding; DNA-binding transcription factor activity, RNA polymerase II-specific
Source: RefSeq, a predicted model, not a curated record